Messenger RNA from Plasmodium gallinaceum, 6309 nucleotides. Its product is annotated as conserved Plasmodium protein, unknown function. The transcript has a single exon. Bases 1 to 6309 code for a protein of 2102 amino acids. NCBI's taxonomy places the organism in Eukaryota, Apicomplexa, Aconoidasida, Haemosporida, Plasmodiidae. The record is from RefSeq and is a predicted model, not a curated record.
AUGAAGAAGGAAUUAAAAGGAAAUAAAUUAAAAAAUUCUAAUAAUAAUAUAAAGGAAAAAAAGAAAAAAAAAAAAAAGAAAAAAUUCGUGAAUUUUAAUAGCAUAGAAGACAAAGGAUAUGAGGAAAAUAAAAAUAAAUUAAAUUAUAUACACCCUAAAUUAAAUACUAAUGAAUUAGAACUUUUAAGAAAAAAACAAGAUGUAUUAGAAUAUGAUAAGAAAACAGUAAAACAUAACUUCGAUAAGAUGAAUAAUUUUCAAAAUAACAGUUAUAUAUCAACUGAGAAAAAUAAAAAUAAAAAUUAUUACAUUUCAGAUAUAGAAGGUUCUAAAAAUAUAUAUGAAACAAAAAAUAAAAAAAUAAAUAAAAAUAAUAAAAAAGCAUAUUUACCAAAUUUUAAUUCUAAUUUAAAAAAUGUUAAUAAAGAUAAAAUCUCAAAUGAAAAUGUUACUUCUUUUAAACAAAGUAAUUACAGUUUAUUGAAAGACAACUACGAUAAAAAUGAAAAUUUGGUGUUAAAAAAGAAAAAUUUUAAAAAUAAAAACAACUUUAGUAAAAGAAAUUGUAAAAAUACUAGUUAUUUUUUAAAUUCUUCUAAUAAGUUAAAUUUAGCUUAUACUCAUAAAAUAUAUAAAAAUAAAUAUAAUACUUACUGUAAUAAUUAUGGUAAAAAUAAUAAAAAUUUAAAAAAUGAAAACACAAAUAUUUAUAAUAAAUUAAGUAACAAUUAUUUAGGUGAUAUAAAAAAAUAUAAAAAUAAUAAUAAUAUUGCUUAUUCAGGUAAUAAUUUGGUAAUUAAUAAUGAGAAUUGUAUAAGUAGCUUUGAUAAUAAAUAUAUUGAUAGUGAAAAUAAGAAAUUUGAUAUUGAUAAUAAAUUUUAUAUUGGUAGAAAUUACAACAGUGUUACUUAUAAUAAUAGUGAUUAUAACGAAAACAUUUAUAAUGUUAAUAAUCAUAAUUGUAGUAUGAAUAAUUUUAAUAAUAAAGAUAUGAAAAAUACUUUAAAUUAUUCUAAAAAUAUACUUAAUAAUGAAAAAAAUUUGAACGAAUUAAAAAAUGAAAAUAUUAAUAAAGAAAUUUUAAAUAAUUUAAAAAUAAAAAAAAAGUUAAAUAAAAUUAAAAAUAAUGAUCAUAAUUCAUUUUUAAAAUAUAUGGAAUCAAAAUUAAAUAUACUUUGCAAUAUAUUAAAAUAUAUAUUUUCUGUUAAUGAAAAUAAUUGUAUUCAUUUAAUAAAAUAUGUUAUACACAUAUUAAAAUAUAUUAAAAAAAACAUAGAUUCAUUAGAAGAUUCUAAUAUUAAUUUUAAUAUAUUUGUUAUCACGUUAAAUUUAUAUUCAUGCUUAUGCGUAAAAAUUUUUACGCAAAAUAAUAAACUAAAAAUUAUCACUAUAAAAUGUCUUGUAUUAAUAUUUGAAAUAUUGAUUAAGUUGAAAAAAAACUCCUUUAAUCUUUCUUAUGUACUUUUUUUGUACAUAAAUUAUUUAAAGAAUAAUAAAAACGGAAUUGAUAUAAUAAAAAAAAGAAAAAAUAUGAAGAAUAAGGUUGUAAAUAACGAUGAGAAAACGUAUGUAAAAUUAUUAAAUUCCUUUUUAAAUAUAUUUUCAUAUUGUUCUGAAAGUCAAAGUAAUUUAGUUAGGAUGGAAUCAUUAAAAUCUUUUUGUUAUAUUUUAAAUAUGUUAUAUGAACAUAAAACGAAAGGAAGAAGAGAAAUUGAAAAUUCUGAUAAAUAUUUUAUGUUUAGUAAAAAUUUAAUUAUAGAUUGCUUGCUUGCAAAAAAAGGAAACUUUCUGAAGGCAUUCACAAGUAGCAAAAUGAUUUUUUUGCAAAAGUAUAAUUUAAAUUUUUUUGAUAAUAGUCAUAUUUCUAGUUGUUACAGAGAGAGUAAUGAGAGAGUAGAAAAAGAAAUAAGUGUGUUAAGUGAUUAUUCUAAUAUAUUUUAUUCCAACAUGAGUAAAAACUAUAUAAAAAAAAAAGAAAAUAUCAAUUCAUGUAAAUCAAAAAUUACAGUAAGCGAACAAGCAUACAAAAAUAAAAAUGUGUGCAUAAAUUUAACAAACAGUAAAAAAAUUGAUGAAGGUUAUUCCAAUGAAAAUAUAAAGGAAGAAGAUAUUAUAUCAAAUGAAGAAAUAAAUAAAAUGGUUGAUAAACAUUUAGAAAAAAAUAAUAAAACAAGGAGCUUAAUUUUAUUAACGAAUUUUGAAAUAGUUUUUAAUAGUGAACCAAAUAGUGGAUGGUUAACUAAUAAAAUAGAUGAUGAAGAUGAAAAUAUUUUACUUUUUGUAUUUAAAAUUUUUGAUCUUUUUAUAGAUAUCUAUAAUGAUAAAGAAAUUUACGAAAUAAUACUAAAAAGUAUUGUUUUUUUUUUAAAUCAUGUUAAUAUUGAUAUUUUUAGUUAUGUAACAUAUUUAAUUAUAAAAAUUUCUAAUAUUAUACCAAUAAAUAAAAGUUUUUUUAAUAAAUAUAUUUCAGUACUCUUAAAAAAUUUAAAUAAAGACAGACGUAAACAUAUUUUUAUUAUGUUAUCUCAUUGUAAGUAUGAAAAAAAUGGAAUUCUUGUAUUAUUAAAUAUAUUAAGCAAUUUAUGUUUAUACAAUUUUAAUUUUAAAACGAAUACUCAUUUAAUUAACUAUGAACAUAUUGAAAAUAAUGUGUUAACAAAUAAUACAGAUAAUGAAUAUAUUUACACAUUUUUGAAUACCAAAAAUAAAAAUUUUAUUAAUGAAUCACAAGUUAAUAAUGAUACAGAUAUGAAUGAAGCUUACAUAAUGGAGAAUAUAAUUUAUAAUAAUGAGGAAUGGUAUUAUAUACAUUCUAUAUUAAUUAUGUUGUCAUUUAAUUACUCUAACUUAAUAUAUAACUUUUUCUUUAAUAAAUUACGAAAAAAUUUUAUACAAAAUUGUAAUCAAUUUUCUCCUUAUUUUAAUUUAUUUGAAUGGACUUAUAAAUUCUGUUAUUUUAUUUCAAAGAAUUCUUUUGAUACAAGUUUUAAAAAAAAAAUUAUUACAAAUCAGAAAAAUUUUAAUAUUUUAGAUGACUUUAAUAACUCUACCACGAACUAUAUAUCUAACAACAACAGCAAUUAUAAUAAUAAUAGCAAUGAUAAUGUAAAUAGUAAUUAUAAUAAUGAUAAUGAAAAUAAUAAUAAUAAUAAUGAUAAUGAUAAUGUAAAUAAUAAUAAUGAUAAUGAUAAUGAAAAUAAUAAUAAUAACCAUGAUAAUGAAAAUAGUAAUUAUAAUAUUGAUAAUGAUAAUAAUAAUGAAAAUUAUAAUAAUAGUAGCAAUGAUAAUAAUAAUGACAGCACUACUAUUACUAUUACUAAUAACACUAGGAAUGAAAAUAAUAGUAAUAAUAAUAAUACUACUACUAUUACUACUACUAAUAAUAAUAAUAAUAGUAAUGAUAAUAAUAAUAAUGAUAAUAAUAAUAAUGAUAAUAAAAAUGAAAAUAAUAAAAGUUUAUAUAAAGAAGAAAUAUCAUUAGAAUUAUUAUCGUAUCAAUCAUAUGCAUUUUUGGAGUAUCCUCAUUGUAUUAAAUUAAAUUUAACUUAUAAAGAGAGCAGCUUUUGUUUUUUGUACAUAAUUUUUUUGUUGAACUUUUUCUUCAAUAAAAAAAUUAGUUUUUUUGGAGAUAAUUGCUUUUUUUUUAAAAGAGACAUAUGGCAAUUAUUCCAUGAGCAUGCAAAUAUAAAAACCAGUAAUUUUUUAGACUAUUUAGCUUUAUUGAAAAAUUUGAAUUUUUAUUAUGUAAAUAAUAAUAAAGAUUUAGCAGUAUUACUUGAUCAUAUGAAUAAUAUGUUUAUCUGUAAUUUUAAAAAUAAAAAGGAACACACAUAUUAUAGCAAUGAAAUUUCAGAAGAUAAAAUGAAGAUAAUAACAGAAGAAAAUUUUAAAAACAUAAAAAAUAAAGAAGAAGAAGUAUAUGCAGAGAAAAAUAAAUUGAAAUUAGUAGAAAAUAACAGAUUAUACCAACACAUAGAUAGCUAUAUAUUAAAUGAUCACCUUAAUAGUAACGAAAAAAUAAGAAAUUCUUCAUUUAAUCAUAAUUAUAAAAGUACAUGUAACAAUAACAAUUUUCAUAAUUCACUACCCUUUUCUGAAAAUAAUUUGCAUUUAAUAAAUAUAAAGAAGAAUAAGGGUGAAGAAGAAAAAAAAAAGUUAGAAACUGAAAUAAUAAAAAAAAGAAAAUUAAAAGAAAAAAAAAAAGAAGAUGAAACAAAUAAAGAAAAAGAAACAAAAUCAAACGAAAAAGAAAAAGAAACAAAAUCAAAUGAAAAAGAAAAGAAAAACCUAUAUUUUAGACAGUCAUAUAUGAAAUAUUCAGAGAAUUUAGUUGACAUAAUCAAUGAAAAUAUUGUCAGUAAAGUUUUAUUUUUAACUUAUUUAAGAGAUAAUAUUAGAACUAGGCAUUCUUUAUGUUACGAAUCCUUUUUACGAAAAUUAAUAAUUGAUUUAAUUUCAGUCCAAUUAAUACACAAACAUAAUUUUUUUAACACUUUUUAUAAACAUUUAAAAAAUAAUGUUUUACCGGAAAACUUUUUAAUAAAUAACUUUAAAAGAAAAGAAGAUUGCAUAAUCGAUUUAAAUUCUUAUAAAUUUGAGUCUAUAUGUAUGAAUAAUAAGGACAAAAGCUUUUGUGAUAUGGUAGAUUUAUCUGACAUUAGUUAUUUUAGCAAAAGUAAUGAUAUUAAAACAUUAAAAAAUACUAAUGAAAAUCUUGAAUUAAAUAAAAUAAAUAAGAGAAAUAAAACGAAAAGAGAAAAUUAUAUAAAUUCAAAUGGAAUUUGCAAUUUAAAUAAUGAAACAAAAUAUUUUAUAUUUGAAGGGAAUAAAAGAAAAAUUAACAGAAAAAAUACGAAUAAUGAAUUAAUAGAUGAAGAUAAAAAUAAUGUAAGAUUUAUGCAAAGUGUAAAUAGAAAAUCUAAAGAUGAAUAUCUUUUGAACAAAAAUGUAAACUUUAAAUUUUUGAAGUCUAAAAUAAAAAUAAUGAAUAAUGAAGAGAAGAUUAGAAAUAGGGAAAAAAUAGACUUAAAAAAUAAAUUUCAAGAAUAUUUUUAUCAUAAAAAACUAAUUAAUUUAAACCACAAAAUAAAUAAAAACCUUAUUAAAAUUUUUUACUUAUUCAAUAUGAAUUAUUUUUACUCAGUAGAUAUAUCAUAUAUAUUUAACUAUAUAAUAAACAGAAUUUAUGAUGAAAAUAACUUUUUAUAUAAUGUUUUAAUAAAUCAUCUUGAUUUUUUUUCAAAUUAUGAAAGUGAAUUAUAUAAUUUGAAGAAUGAAGAGAUAAAUUUAUUUAAUGAUUUAUUAAACAAUCGAAAGAAAAUAAACCACUUUGAAAUUUUAAAAGAAAGGGGAAAUUUAAAACAUUUAUUAAUUGGAUUAGAUUGUAUUUUUAAAGAGACAAAUUUAAAUAAUGAUUUAUAUUCAUUAAAUGUUGUGAUAAAUAAUAUAUUAAAAAGAAUUAUAAAUCACAUAAAAAAUGAGGACUACAUAAAUUAUAAUAAUUGCAUAAAAUUUCCAUUUUUGUUGUUAUCCUUUUUUGAUGUAAAAAUAAAAUUAUUUUUUGAAAUAGAAUCUUAUCAAUCAUAUGAAUAUGAGAAAGAUUUUAAAAAAAUUCUACAAUUUUUUCCUUAUCAUAUAAAUGAUUUCUUUAGCAACUUAUAUUUAUGUAUUGAAUAUGAAGAAGUAUUCAUUAUAAAUAAUAUAGAAAGAAAGAAAAGAAAUUUAAUUCAACCAUAUAAUAAUGAAGUAAAUAUCAAAAAAAAACUACAUUCAUAUAAUAAUAAUUUAUUAACUUAUAAUUUCAUGGUUGAAAAUAUAUUAUCAGAAGAUUAUUCUUUGAAACAUUUAAAAAGUUUGAAUAAAAAUAAUAAAAAAGAUAUCAAGAAUUCUUUAUUUGCAAAAAGAAAAAAGUUAAAAGUGAUUAAUCAAAGUAUGAAUAAUGAUUCAGAUUUUAAUUUAGAUGAAAAGUAUUUAAAAAUAAAUUGUAUUGAAAAAAAGAAAGAAGAAACAAAUAUUUAUAAAAAAAUAAAUAAAUCUAAUUUUCACAAAAUAGAUAUUAAAGAAUGGAAUAUAAAAAACUGUACACUAAAUAAUGUAACGAGUAAAUUUUCAGAUAAUUAUAGAAAUAUUUUAUAUUUAGAAUUUAAAAAAAACAUUGAAGUUAAUUUUGAUUACUAUUCUACCUUACCCAUUAAAUGCAAAAUUAAUUUUUGUUAUUAUAACUUUAAAAAUAAAUUAUAUUAUCCAAUUCCGUUAGCACGAGCUAAGAAUAUAUAUAUCCACCCUUUACCAACAAUAAUAAGAGAAUAG